CAGAAUAUUUGAAAAUGUAGACUUCCGCCUGGAUGUGAUUAUAUUUGAAUAUUAGCAGACCAAGAAAACUGACAGAGUCCAAAAUAUGGGCUGUAAUCAGAGUUCAGAAGAAUGGGCGAACCAUACAAAUGGGCAAGAACUGGGCUCAGUAGAUGCACAAACCAUAGAGGAAUAUAUUGAUUUAGAGCAAAAAAUAGCUCAGGCGGAGCAAACAAGUCCUGGUUUGGUUCUGAUGCAGAAGCGAGAUCAAAAACUCCAUCUAGAAGAGAGAAUUAAACUUCAAGCUAAAAAAUAUGAAAUGUACCAGGAGCAAACUAAAAAGGAGAAAGCAGAUAUUGAUGAUCUUGAUGAACCGGAGACUAAGAAACUAUUCAUGAAGCAGGGGCUGGAGCUGGAUAAGAAGAAAGCUAAGGAGAUGAAGGAGUACCUGGACGCUAAGAAUAAGGAGGAGAUAUCUAAAGCUGAACUGGCAAGCUUAGAAGAACAGCACAGUGUUCUUAUAUCAGAUCUAGAGGAACUAGAAGAACAGGCUAAACAUUUACAGGGUUUGUAUACAAGACAAGACGCUCUACUAGGAAGAAUAUUUGGUGGGGACUAUGGUUCUCAGGCAGAAAAUCAGUUUGAACAUCAACUUGAUCAGAACGAGGAAAUGAGAAACAGAAUUGUUGAAGCGAACUUCAAGUGGCAGCAAGCGCAGUUAAUGGUUGAUUAUGCUUACAAGCAGCUACAGGAGGCAGUAAAGCAGUGGACUUAUCUCCCAGAUAUAGAGCCUGAUAAAUUAGAGGAGAGAUAUGGGAUUGCAAGCAUAGCGAGGAAUAACCUGGUUGCUGCCGGUCAAAAUAUUACGGGCGCACAGAGAUACCUGAGUAAUGUAGCAUUCCCUUACUGUGCUCCUUCAGAGGUUGCUACUCUUAAUAAGGCAACUGCCUAUAUAUUCACAGAUAUGCAAACCCCUGAGCGACAUAAACAUGCUCUGGACUGCUAUUCAACAACAGCUAAACGUUGUGGAGCUCUUCUGCAGUGGAUAAACCAGGUUGUAACGACCACUAUAGCCAAGGAUCUGGAAGACAUCAACAAGAAGGUCAAGGACAGCUCUAUGUCCUUGAGGCAGGAAAGGGUUCGACUAAUAAAGAAAAAAGCGAAGGAGAUUACAGGAGAGGAUAUUGAUAUACAGAUAAUGAUUUGA
This is a messenger RNA of Eurytemora carolleeae, 1186 nucleotides long. RefSeq lists its product as uncharacterized. Bases 86 to 1186 code for a protein of 366 amino acids. Lineage: Eukaryota; Metazoa; Arthropoda; Copepoda; Calanoida; Temoridae. The transcript has 15 exons. The record is from RefSeq and is a predicted model, not a curated record.